Oncorhynchus gorbuscha (pink salmon) is the source of this 2001-nucleotide messenger RNA. RefSeq names its product serine/threonine-protein kinase Kist-like. The transcript has 8 exons. The record is from RefSeq and is a predicted model, not a curated record. Gene Ontology annotation, biological process: regulation of protein export from nucleus; peptidyl-serine phosphorylation; positive regulation of translational initiation. Lineage: Eukaryota; Metazoa; Chordata; Actinopteri; Salmoniformes; Salmonidae. Gene Ontology annotation, cellular component: nucleus; neuronal ribonucleoprotein granule. The coding region runs from base 468 to 1811 and encodes 447 amino acids. Gene Ontology annotation, molecular function: ribonucleoprotein complex binding; ATP binding; protein serine/threonine kinase activity.
UAGCACUAACCAUUUAAUGAUGGCUGCUGCUUCCGGGAAGAUGGCCGGCUAAACGAUGGCAAAAUAUACCAUUCUAGAAAUCAAGAAGGGAGAACUUUUCGCUUUUGCAAACUACUUGGAUUAACCAAAGUGUUCGGAAUAAAUGCUUGCAUUUAGGUAGUUUAUUUGGUGACCGUAUGCAUGCAUGUUAAAUUACUGUUUGGGUUAGCUAAAUUAGCUCGCACAUGCGAUGUAGCUAACAUGUCAGCUAUUGGUAGCUAAAGUUGAAACCCGCAACUGACGUAUUAUUGAGUUCCAUGAUCGAGAAAUGGAGAGGAGACACGUUUACAGUGCUGGCUAGUGUCGAAACGUGCGAUAGUUUUUUUUUCAGUGUGUCUCGAUGGUCGAUUGCUAUUAUGUUCCCGCAGCUGCAUGCAACUGUCUAAAACUUAACUAGCUAGCUAAUUUUCCUUGAUUCACUCAUUUCAAUGGCUCACUGUAGUUCAUCAGAUCCAAGUGGGAAGAUACCCCGUCCAGAUAGUAGCGCAGUAUUGAUGGCAGGAUCUCCCGGAACCGUUGAUCAGGCAAUGAAGCCGGUGUUGUUUGAAAUAUUUGGAGAAAUUUGGAACGUCCAGGCCCGACUCGGGCAAGGCGUCUCGGCCUCCGUAUACCGGGUGAGCUCGGGAAGGACGAGUACGGCCGCCGUUAAGGAGUUCCUGGCGGACGCUCAGGGCGGAGAUUACGGGUACCACAAGGAGAGGUCCGUGCUGGAAGACAUCCAAGGACACAAAAACAUCGUAACGCUAUAUGGGGUGUUCACCAACCACAACCAUGUGGGUGUGGCCACACGCUGCCUGCUGCUAGAGCUGCUGGAUGUCAGUGUGUCUGAGCUGCUGGUUAGUACCCAGGGCCAGGUGGGCAGCCUCCAGAGUGGUGGUGCCCAGCAGCAGGGCCACUCCAUGUGGCUGGUGCAGCACUGCGCGAGAGACAUCCUGGAGGCCCUGGCCUUCCUCCACCGAGAGGGCUACGUCCACGCAGAUCUCAAGCCCCGCAACGUGCUCUGGAGCGCAGACGACGAGUGCUUCAAACUCAUCGACUUUGGACUCAGCUUCAAGGAGGGUAACCAGGAUGUGAAGUACAUCCAGACGGAUGGGUACCGUGCCCCGGAGGCUGAGCUUCAGAACUCGCUGGCCCAGGCGGGGCUGGAGGCGGAGGGUAAUUCUGGCUGCUCGGCCACUGUGGACCUCUGGAGCCUGGGUAUCAUCCUGCUGGAGAUGUACUCCGGCAUCAAACUCAAAGACACUGUCAGGUCACCCAAGUGGAAGGACAACAGUGCAGCGAUAGUCGACCAUAUCUUUGCCAGUAACAGUGUGGUGUGUCCUGCUAUCCCUGUCUAUCACCUCCGAGACCUGAUCAAGAGCAUGCUUCACAAUGACCCCAAGCACAGAGGCACAGCCGAGACGGCCCUGCUUAGCCCUUUCUUCAGUAUUCCCUUUGCUCCUCACAUAGAAGACUUGGUUCUGCUGCCCUCGCCUGUUCUGCGCCUGCUCAACCUGGUUGACGACAGCCACCUACACAAUGAGGAGGAGUAUGAAGACAUCUUGGAGGACAUGAAGGAGGAGUGCCAGAAGUACGGCUCUGUGGUCUCUCUUCUCAUUCCCAAGGAGAACCCAGGCAAAGGACAGGUGUUUGUAGAAUAUGCUAACGCAGGCGACUCCAAAGAGGCCCAGAGACUGCUGACAGGACGGACCUUUGACAGGAAGUUUGUCGUUGCCACAUUCUACCCCCUGAGUGCUUACAAGAGAGGCUACUUGUACCAGACCGUGCAGUGAACACACACACACGCGCGCACUGAGAGCUCACACACUGUUAGUUGAAGCGCCUAGGCCCAAUUCAGUCAGUCUGUGUCAUGGUGUGUAUACUUACAGUUGAAGUUGGAAGUUUAUUUACACUUAGGUUGGAGUCAUUCAAACUCAUUUUUCAACCACUCCACACAUUUCUUGUUAACAAACUAUAGUUUUG